GGAUCCCGGGAUCACAGAGACUGGCCUUCUGCUCUGCCCUAGGGACCAAGCUAGAGAUCCAGGCUCUUCCAGAGGAGUGAGACCACCAUGGCUCAGGAGAGGUUCUUCAUCCUGUUCCCACCACUGGUCCUGGUGUUGCUGGUGCUUGGCUGUGUCCAGCCUUCGCUGGCCAAGGAGUCUCAGGCCGAGAAGUUCCAGCGGCAGCACAUGGACCCAAACACCUCCACUGUCACUGCCGGCUACUGCAAUGAAAUGAUGAAGCGCCGGAGUAUGACGGUUGGACAGUGCAAGCCAGUGAAUACGUUUAUCCACGAGCCUCUGCAUAAGGUCGAGGCCAUCUGCUCCCAGGAAAAUGUCCGCUGCAAGAACGGGAAGUCCAACUGCUACAAAAGCAGCUCCAAGAUGCGCAUCACCGACUGCCGCCUGAAGAAAGGCUCCAAAUACCCCAAAUGCGACUAUGAGACCCAGCAGCUACAGAAAUCCAUCAUCGUGGCCUGUACGUAUAGACAGAUACAUGUACCUGAGUUAGUCCACUUUGACGGUUCUGUGUAGGUCUGCACCUGAGGCCAGAGCAGCGAGAUUCCCCACCUCCCUCAUGGUGGCACCUGCUUCUCCCCUCUCCCCUCCUUCCUCUUAGAGAAAGAACUCCAGCCAGGGCUCCUAUCCCAAAUACACACACAUUCUUGCCCAGCAUUUGCCCCUGCAUGGUUUGGGGGCGGAGGGGGGCCCGUGUGAACCACUUCACUGCUUCUUUCAAUAAAACACUGUUGCAACCA
Neogale vison (American mink) is the source of this 776-nucleotide messenger RNA. RefSeq names its product ribonuclease pancreatic-like. Lineage: Eukaryota; Metazoa; Chordata; Mammalia; Carnivora; Mustelidae. Bases 88 to 552 code for a protein of 154 amino acids. The transcript has 2 exons. Gene Ontology annotation, molecular function: nucleic acid binding; RNA nuclease activity. The record is from RefSeq and is a predicted model, not a curated record.